This is a messenger RNA of Neoarthrinium moseri, 453 nucleotides long. RefSeq lists its product as uncharacterized. NCBI's taxonomy places the organism in Eukaryota, Fungi, Ascomycota, Sordariomycetes, Amphisphaeriales, Apiosporaceae. Bases 1 to 453 code for a protein of 150 amino acids. The record is from RefSeq and is a predicted model, not a curated record. The transcript has 4 exons.
AUGGCGCUGCCCAAACGGAUUGUCAAGGAGACCGAGCGUCUGAUGACGGAGCCCGUCCCCGGCAUCAGUGCUGUACCCCACGACGACAACCUGCGAUAUUUCGACGUCGAGAUCCAUGGCCCGUCGGGCUCCCCGUAUGAGGGUGGCAAAUUCAAGCUGGAGCUCUUCCUGACAGACGACUACCCCAUGGUGCCGCCCAAAAUCCGCUUCCUCACCAAGAUCUACCACCCGAACGUCGACAAGCUCGGCCGCAUCUGUCUCGACGUGCUAAAGAACAACUGGUCCCCUGCCCUGCAGAUCCGGACUAUCCUGCUCUCGAUCCAGGCCCUGCUCGGCGCUCCCAACCCGGACGACCCGCUGGCGGCGGAUGUGGCCAAGAGCUGGAAGGAGGACGAGAACAAGGCCAUCGAGACGGCCAAGGAGUGGACCAAGACGUACGCCAUGUCUGGCUAG